This is a messenger RNA of Sturnus vulgaris (Common starling), 12271 nucleotides long. The record is from RefSeq and is a predicted model, not a curated record. NCBI's taxonomy places the organism in Eukaryota, Metazoa, Chordata, Aves, Passeriformes, Sturnidae.
AGUCACCUCUGUAGCCCCCCAUUACCAAAACCUGGCCACACAAACCUGGUACAGGUAAGAACAUCCAGGGAACAGCACUCAGCAGCCAGCUGGAAUGAAGCAUGUUAUGUCUAGAUUAGGACACAACCUGUCUGGCUCUUUAUUUAUUCUAAUUAUUUGUAGACUCAUUUAUAGGUGAUUUGCCUACUCUAGAUGUUUUGUUAUCCUGUAAAGGCCAGGCAAUUAUUGUUUGCUUUAGCAGCACUCACUCUGAAUGUAGGUGAGGAAUGGUGCAUUCCAAGGUAGCUCCCAAGGUCACAAAUCAGGUUCACAAAUCAAUAAUAGCAGGGCACGCUCCCUUUCAGUCGUGUUUUAAUUAAGCUCAACAGUGUUGAAAUAACUCCAGAGUGGUGAGGAAGCCAUUUGCUUAGAAAACUCCGGUGUGAAAACACUAAUAGAUAGUGUGGGGACUGUCAGUGUAGAGGAGCCUGCUUGCCUCACUAGUGCUUCAGAGAUGGUUUGGCAUUUUUAGGCUCCUAUGUUUAUUAAAAACCACGCAUUUAUAGAUUGUGAUCAAUUUCGCAGUGACUGGGUGUGUACUGCAAAGAAUCAGCAUUUUGCAGUAGAAGCUUUAAACAGAAAUAAUAGGUUAUUAUUCUCAAGUAUAAAUGAAUGACAUAAAAUCACUUUUGUACAAAACCAGAUAAAGCAUUGCCCUAAAUUAACAUUUCUCUCUAGUGAAGUAUAGUAAGUGUAACACCUUUACUUAGAUUUGACCUGGUAUUCUUUAACAAAAGCUUAUAGUACAAAAUGAUGAAUAAUCAAGAGAAAAAGCAAGUUGAAAAGACUUUUUAAUAUUAGUUUGUAUAUCAUCUUUUUGAUUGGUUCUCAGCAAGAACAUUUUGCUCUGAAAAUGAUAAUUUUACAUUAGUUAGGAUAAGAGUUAAUGAAUGGUAGUAGAUAAUGUUCCAAGUAUUAGUCACAAAGACACAUGCAUACUAUUCUGAAUUCAUUCUGUAUUGACAACAGUAAUGCUAAACUCAUGGAUAGCUCCUAUUUUCUUUCUAAAAUGCUGUUACCAAAACAAGCUAUUUAUAAACUAAAUGAGCAGAAUUCCACAUGUGUGGCUUUUUUGUUGCUGCUGGUUUUUACUACCAAAAAUGUACUUUCUUGUGGCCUUUCUAAAUGUGCCUUAUUUCUUCAGACCAUCUGGAAUGGAUAUAAAAUCUCUCUUUAUAUGCUUUUACUAUCAAAUAAUUCUGAACAACUCUUAUUUUUUUUUCACUUAAUGCGAGUAAAUUGUCAUUAAAUCUCCUUUCUAAAGGAGAGCAUGCAAGCUGUUAAGACUGCAGAGUACCAUUAUCAUCUUCUGUAAUGUUUUCCAAGUAUGCCUUCCAUCCAUGAGAAAAAGGGAAGCCCAAGAUUAGGGAACUGGCAGUUGUGUAGCAGCAUGAGUCCAGUAAUUAGAGGAAAAGACUUUUGGACAGAUUGAGAGAAAAAAUUUAAGGUACUCUUGAGAGUUAAAGAGCUUUGUUCUGCUCUUUCAGACUUGCUCCAGUGAUUGAUGGUACAUGUGUAGUCUCAAAAGAAAAGUGCCCUUCACUCAUGCAGAAAAUCUUUUCAUUGCAAAGUGCUAUUUUGUUUUAUUUUGAGUACCUCGGGAGAUUUAAAAAAAUUGCAGAUAAUUUUUUUUUUUUUUUAAUGGAUGGUUUAUGCUGUUUUAUGUGGUUAUUUUCACUGGUUGGAAUAGUCACUGGCAUUGAUGUGAGGAUAUUCACUCAUGGCUCAAGAGAGCACUCACCUGCAAGUCCUCCUGAUAAAAUGAGAUUUUUUUCUGGCAAUAACAAAUUGAAAGUCAGAAGUUAAUAAAUGGAUGUGUUCAGGGAAACAGUAGUGAUGGUAAAGGUGACUGCUCAGGGUGAAUAUUCAGAAGUUCUUAAGCCUAAUAAAACAGGCACAGAAAAUGUAAUUUCUUCAUGCAAUUAGAAGACUAUUUUGAAAUUAAUGGAGAAACAAACAGUGGGAAGGGUGGGAAGCCUUUCUCCUUCAUCUGGGCUCACUUCUGCUGGGGAUUGGGUAGGUCAGGAGUGGGAAAAGCGUCUGGAGCAGCAGAUAAGGGGGGAUGAGUCAGGACAGAUCAGCUGCAGAUUCCACAGGGCUGAUAAAGGAGGGGAGGGAGCAAACAGCUCAGUGGCAGUGGCUGAACACCCUCGGCUCAGUCAGGACAGCUGGAAAAGCCUCGUGCUAGGAAAUUCUAGGAGUUUUGGGAGAAAUAAACCGUGUAAAACGCCAGGGGGUAACAUGGAGGUUAUGAAAUGGAACAGCUUUUUAAGGCAAGCCUGGCAUCGAGAUGUUGCUUUUUACUUGAAAGCAAGUUGACUACAUUGGUACAGAAACUCCAUGACUUCUUGGCUCACUCAUCAGAAGAAUCUGAGGACGCAAACUCUCCUCCAGCAUUACCUAAAAACAAAAGUAUAGGUAAAAACAGAGAACCUAAAGGAAACCCAGCUUCAAUGGAGAACAACAGGGAUGAGGGAAGUAGUUCUUCAGAAAAAACCAAAUCAUUAGGAUUAUCCCGUUCCAAAAGGAAACCUACAGUCGUAACAAAAUAUGUUGGGUCAGAUGAUGAACAAAUCGUAGAUGAAACUGUAAAUGAAGAUAUUUCAAAUGAGAACUCAGAGAAUGAUGUAGAUAUGCAAAGCUUGCCUAAAGGUACAGUGGUUGUACAGCCUGAGCCAGUGCUGAAUGAAGACAAAGAUGAUUUUAAAGGGCCUGAAUUUAGAAGCAGAAAUACCGUUAAAAUGAAACCUGAAGCUCCCAAAAAGCGUGGAGAAGAAGGACUCCAUGGAAUUGUGAGCUGUACAGCUUGUGGGCAGCAGGUGAACCAUUUUCAAAAGGAUUCAAUCUAUAGACACCCUACACUGAAAGUGCUUAUUUGUAAGACUUGUUACAAGUAUUACAUGAGUGAUGACAUCAGUCGUGAUUCAGACGGGAUGGAUGAACAGUGUAGGUGGUGUGCUGAAGGUGGAAAUUUGAUUUGCUGUGACUUUUGCCAUAACGCCUUCUGUAAAAAGUGCAUUUUGCGCAACCUGGGCCGAAAGGAGCUCUCGACUAUCCUUGAUGAAAAUAACCAGUGGCACUGCUAUAUUUGCCAUCCAGAGCCUUUGUUGGACUUGGUCACUGCGUGUGACAGUGUCUUUGAAAAUUUAGAACAGUUACUUCAACAAAACAAAAAAAAGAUGAAAGUUGAAAAUGAAAAAAGUAAAAUAUAUGACCAUGCAGUCAAGUUUUCUCCAAAGAAAAACAAUGCAAAUUGUAAUGGGGAAGAAAAAAAACUAGAUAAUUCAUAUUCAGGUUCAUUAACAUAUUCUUAUAAAGCACUAAUGGUGCCAAAAGACUUGCUUAAGAAAACAAAAAAACUGAUUGAAACUACAACAAAUCUGAAUUCUAGCUUUGUAAGCUUUUUGAAAAACGCUGCAGAAAAUGUAGAAAUAAGCCCAACUGUGCAACUGUGCCAGCUGAAAGCUUUUAAAUCUGUGCUGAGUGACAUGAAAAAAGCUCAUCUGUCUCUAGAAGAAGGCCUGAACCUGGAGAUUCAAGCAUUGAAUGUUAAAAUCAAAGAUAAAAAUACCAAAGAGAAAAAAACUGAGGUUAGAUCAGAAAAAAAUGAGGUGAAAAAAGAUGAAGGAAAGGAACGUGUCGCAUUAAAAGAGGAUGCUGCCACACAGACACAGAAAAAAGUUGUGUCAGAGCAGCCUGACAAUGAGCCCAUGGAUCAAAGUGUUCCCUCAGUGGAACAGACAGAUAACAAGGCAGCUCCUGAGGAAGAGAAAAAGUCUGGUGGAAAUGAAGAACCGCAGUAUGAGCCCAACAGUACAGAGGCUUUGGACAUGGAUAUUGUGUCCAUCCCCUCGUCUGUUCCUGAAGAUAUUUUUGAGACUCUGGAAUCUGCUAUGGAGAUUCAGAUGCCAUCAGAUGAGCAGGACAGUGGAAACACAGCAGCAGACCAUGAGACUCCAAACUCAAAUACAAAACUAAACACUCCUGUGAAAGACACCAAAGGUGGUACCAAGUUAAAAUCGUCGGCUAAAGGAACAAAAGAACUGAUUGUAAAAUUGACUCCAGUUUCCCUUUCGGAGUCCACAGUUAAAGCUGAUGAUCAAGACAGCAGCCUAGAAAAGGACAAUAAAGACAAUGAUGCAUCUCAGGCUGUUGCUGCAUCUCAGAAUGUUGAUGCAUCUCAAGAUGUUGAUGCAUCUCAGGAUGUUGAUGCAUCUCAAGACGUCGAUGCAUCUCAAGCUAGGGCAGCAGACUGUGACUCUGUGAAACAAAACCACAGCGUUGGCAGCGAGCCCUCCACGGAGAACGACACUGUGCCCGUGGAGGACUCGGAUCUCCGGAGGUCACCACGUGUCAAAACCACCCCACUGAGGCGCCCCACGGACAUCAGCCCCCUGACAUCCAACUCAGAGGAGGACAGCAACGACACGAGCAAUGAAAAACAGAAGGGGAAACCAUCCAAGCAAGCCGGGAGGAAAAACGAUAAAAAAAAUUCAUCUGACAGCACUGCUGAUGGUCCCAGUCCUAAGAAAGUUUCCAAAUCCAAAAAGCCAUAUGACUUGGAUCACAGCUCAGACUCUGAUGAGUUGCCAGCUGUCCUUAAAGAAGCAGGGAUGAUGAGUCGCAGCUCCUCAGACAGUGAGAGCAACAGUGAAGCGCCAGCAAAGAAUCAGCAGGCUUCAGAUUUUCAAAAGAGUCAACCAGUAAAGGAUGAAAAUGGGAAACGAAAAAGGAAAAGUUCCAGUUCCGGCUCAGAUUUAGAUGCUAAAAGAGGCAAAUCAGCUAAAAAUGCUGCUGCUGCUAAAAAGAAACGACAAAACUACUCUGAUUCUUCAAACUAUGAUUCUGAGUUGGAAAAGGAGAUAAAAAUGUUGAGUAAAAUUGAUGCUGCAAAAAAAUCGAAGAAAAAAUUCUCACAAAAAGAUGAUAGUUACGAUUCCUCUGAAGAAGAGCAGAGGAACAAAGUUAGCAGUAAGAAAAAGGUAAAUCUGAAGAAAAAGAGAGGGAAAUCUUCUGAAGAUGAUGAUGCUGAGAAGUCUUCUCCAGAGAAGGAAAUUAAUCACUCUUCUAAAGAUAAGAAAACGGGUAAGAGGUCAGCUGCUAAGGACAAGAUAAACAGAGACUCAAAAGAAAAAUCUGCAAAGGGAAAACGUGAUGAGUCUUCUGAUGCUGAGAGGUCUUCACUGGAGAAGGAGGAGAGUCCUGAAGUUAAGAAAAAGGAUUUGAAAAAGAAAAAGACACAGGAUGAUUCUUCUUCUGAGAGUACUGAGAAAUCGGCAAAGAAAGAGCACAAGUUGGAAUCUUCAAAAGACAAGCUCAAGAACAAGAAAGGUUCAGAAAGCAAAGCAAAGAAAUCUGAAAAAUUGAAAAAGAAAGGUUUCAAGAAAGAACAAGAUGAUUCCUCUUCUGAUCCUGAUAAGUCAUCUCCAGAGAAAGGCAGUGGCAAUUCUUCUGAAAACGACAAAAUUAAAAAGGAGCCCGUGUUAACAGAAAAGAGGAAAUUGAGAGAGAGAGUAGCUAAAAGAGUGCGCAUUGAUUUAUCCUCUGAUACUGAGAAAUCUCCCCAAAAAGAGGAGAGUUCUGAUGAUGAUGCCAUGCGGCGUAAAAAGCGAACUGACACGAAAGAAAAGAAAAAAAUAAGCCACAAAAAGAAAAUUUCCAAGAAAGAACAGAAUGACUCGUCUUCUUCUGAUGAGGAGUCCUAUGAAGACACUAAGAAAAAGGUUAAAAGAGGAUCAGUAAAAGAAAGUAAAAAGAGCAACUUAAAAAAGAAAGUGGCAAAAAAGAAGGUGGUUGUCACUUCCUCUUCUUCGUCUGAUAAGGAAGCGUCUGAUAAGGAAGAGAAUGACGAUCAGAAUUCCACAGGCGAUGGAAGCAGCGACGAGCAGAAGAUCAGGCCGGUGACCGAGAGCUUGAUGCUGUCUGCUGAUGCAGGAUUUUGUCAGUCAUCAGGAGAUGAAGCAGAGGCUCUAUCAAGGACUAUCCCAAUGGAGGAGGAGGAAGAUGAUGAUGAUGACGACCCUGAGAAUAGAAUUGCCAAGAAAAUGCUUUUAGAAGAAAUCAAAGCCAAUCUUUCCUCUGAUGAGGAUACGUCUUCAGAUGAGCAGCCGGUGGAAGGAAAAAAGAAACCUGCAAAGCAAACUGAAAACACAGGAGAGGAUGGAGAGAAGGAAAAGGAAGACAAGAAGUCUGAAAAGGAAGAAGGUGAUUCUGAGUCAGAUUCAGAGGAAGAAGAAACAUCCAAGAAGCCCAGAUACAGGCACAGACUGCUGAGGCACAAACUCACUGUGAGUGAUGGGGAGUCUGGAGAAGAAAAGAAGGUGGUGAAACCAAAAGACAAAAAGGAAGGAGGGAAGCGAAGACAUAGAAGGAAAGUGAGCAGUGAUGACUCAAAUGACUCCGAGUUCCACGAGUCUGCAGUGAGUGAAGAGGUCAGUGAGUCUGAGGAUGACCAAAGGCCAAGGACAAGAUCUGCCAAAAAAGCUGAGGCAGAAGAAAACCAGCGCAGCUACAAACAGAAAAAGAAACGAAGGAGGAUAAAGGUUCAAGAGGAUUCAUCAAGUGAAAAUGAGAAUAAGAGCAACUCUGAGAAUGAGGACAAUGAUGACUCAAAAUCUCCUGGAAAAGGCAGGAAGAAAAUCAGGAAAAUUAUUAAAGAUGAUAAGCUUAGAACAGAAACACAAAAUGCACUUAAAGAAGAAGAAGAAAGAAGAAAACGAAUAGCAGAGAGAGAACGAGAGAGAGAGAAAUUGAGAGAGGUGAUAGAGAUUGAAGAUGCUUCACCUCUGAAAUGUCCCAUUACAACCAAGCUGGUUUUAGAUGAAGAUGAAGAAACCAAAGAACCAUUAGUGCAGGUUCACAGGAGUAUAGUGACCAGACUGAAACCACACCAAGUAGAUGGUGUUCAGUUCAUGUGGGAUUGCUGUUGUGAAUCUGUAAAAAAAACCAAGACAUCUCCUGGCUCUGGCUGCAUUCUUGCUCACUGUAUGGGCCUGGGGAAAACAUUACAGGUAGUAAGUUUUCUCCACACAGUCUUGCUGUGUGACAAGUUGGAUUUUCGGACAGCUCUGGUCGUGUGUCCACUCAACACUGCCUUGAACUGGCUGAAUGAGUUUGAAAAAUGGCAAGAAGGUUUAGAAGAUGAGGAAAAACUAGAUGUCUAUGAGCUGGCAACUGUGAAAAGGCCUCAGGAGAGGAGCUACAUGCUGCAGCACUGGCAGGAUGAGGGAGGUGUGAUGAUCAUUGGCUACGAGAUGUAUCGAAACCUGGCACAAGGCAGGAAUGUGAAGAGUAGAAAACUUAAAGAAAUAUUUAAUAAAGCUUUAGUCGACCCAGGUCCUGACUUCGUGGUGUGUGAUGAAGGACACAUAUUGAAAAAUGAAGCAUCAGCUGUCUCUAAGGCAAUGAAUUCUAUUAGAUCUAGGAGAAGAAUAAUUCUGACAGGAACACCACUGCAGAAUAAUCUUAUAGAAUAUCACUGCAUGGUUAACUUCAUUAAGGAGAAUUUGCUGGGCUCAAUUAAGGAAUUCCGGAAUCGAUUCAUCAAUCCCAUCCAGAAUGGGCAGUGUGCAGACUCCACUCUGGUGGAUGUCAGGGUGAUGAAGAAACGUGCUCACAUCCUCUAUGAGAUGUUGGCUGGCUGUGUUCAGAGGAAGGAUUACACAGCAUUAACCAAGUUCCUGCCCCCCAAAUACGAGUACGUGCUCGAGGUGCGGAUGACCCCGAUCCAGUGCAAGCUGUACCAGUAUUACCUGGAUCAUUUGACAGGUGUAGGUGGUGGCAAUGAAGGUGGAAGAGGCAAAGCUGGAGCUAAACUGUUCCAGGAUUUCCAGAUGUUGAGCAGAAUCUGGACUCACCCUUGGUGUUUGCAGCUGGACUAUAUUAGCAAAGAAAAUAAGGGCUAUUUUGAUGAAGACAGCAUGGAUGACUUCAUAGCUUCAGAUUCUGAUGAAACUUCCAUGAGCUUAAGUUCUGAUGAUUAUGCAAAGAAAAAAAAAUCCAAGGGGAAAAAGGCAAAGAAGGAGUGUAGCUCAAGUGGGAGUGGCAGUGAUAAUGAUGUUGAAGUCAUUAAAGUCUGGAAUUCAAGAUCUCGUGGAGGUGGGGAAGGAAAUGUAGAAGAUCUUACAAACAACCCUGCAUCAACAAAGUCAGAUGAAGGCAAAGCUACAUCCUCUUCCAAUCCUGGUAGCCCAGCUCCAGACUGGUACAAAGAUUUUGUCACUGAUGCAGAUGCUGAAGUGUUGGAACAUUCUGGGAAAAUGGUGCUGCUCUUUGAAAUUCUUCGAAUGGCAGAGGAGCUGGGAGACAAAGUCCUUGUGUUCAGCCAAUCCCUAAUAUCUCUGGAUUUGAUAGAAGAUUUCCUGGAACUGGCUAACAGAGAGAAAUCUGAUAGAGAUAAGCCUUCCAUCUACAAAGGUGAAGGAAAAUGGUUCAGAAAUAUUGAUUAUUAUCGUUUGGAUGGCUCAACCACAGCUCAGUCCAGAAAGAAAUGGGCUGAGGAGUUUAAUGAUGAAACUAAUGUGAGAGGCCGCUUGUUUAUCAUAUCCACCAAAGCAGGUUCCUUGGGAAUAAACCUGGUGGCUGCUAACAGAGUCAUCAUCUUUGAUGCCUCCUGGAACCCCUCCUAUGACAUCCAGAGCAUCUUCAGGGUUUAUCGUUUUGGGCAGAACAAGCCUGUGUUUGUGUACAGGUUUUUGGCUCAGGGAACCAUGGAGGACAAGAUCUACGACCGGCAGGUGACGAAGCAGUCGCUGUCCUUCAGGGUGGUGGACCAGCAGCAGGUGGAGAGGCACUUCACCAUGAACGAGCUCACCGAGCUCUACACCUUCGAGCCUGACCUGCUGGACGACCCCAACUCGGAGAAAAAGAAGAAGAGGGACACCCCCAUGCUGCCAAAAGACACGAUCCUGGCAGAGCUGCUCCAGAUCAACAAGGAGUACAUAGUUGGGUACCACGAGCAUGAUUCACUCCUGGACCAUAAGGAGGAAGAGGAACUCACUGAAGAAGAGAGGAAGGCAGCCUGGGCAGAAUAUGAAGCAGAAAAGAAGGGCAUGACCAUGCGUUUCAACAUGCCAACAGGGACCAACACAAUGCCCACAAAUUUCAGCUCUCAGACUUAUAUUCCUUACAAUUUGGGUGCUCUGUCAGCAAUGAGCAACCAACAGCUGGAGGACCUCAUUAAUCAAGGAAGAGAGAAGGUGGUGGAAGCAACCAACAGUGUGGCUGCAGCAAGAAUCCAGCCCCUUGAAGACAUCAUUUCAUCCAUUUGGAAAGAAAACUUAACCCUGACAGAGAGCCAGGUGCAGGCCUUGGCCCUGAACAGACAGGCGAGCCAGGAGCUGGAUGUGAAGCGCAGAGAAGCCAUUUACAACGACGUCCUCGGGAAACAGCAGAUGUUAAUCGGUUGUGUCCAGAGGAUCCUGAUGAACAGGCGGCUCCAGCACCAGUACAACCAGCAGCAGCAGCAGCAGAUGUCCUACCAGCAAGCAGCCAUGGGCCACCUCAUGAUGCCAAAGCCUCCAAAUUUGAUCAUGAAUCCUUCCAGCUACCCAGGCAUAGAUGUGAGAGGAAUGUAUCAGUCAGUGUCUGGUGGGAUGCAGCCACCACCCCUACAACGAGCACCACCCCCAAUGAGAGGCAAAAAUCCAGGGCCUUCCCAAGGGAAAUCAAUGUGAUUUUGCACUAAAAGCCUAAAGGAUUGUUAAAUCAGAGAAAGAACUUUUAUUUUUUUAGGAAUCAAUGGCCUAACAGAACUCAACUGUAAAAAAAAAAAUUAAAAAGAAUAGUUUGGUUGCUCCCCUUAAAUGCCAUGUUCCAUAUUAGUGUUUCAGCUUCGUUUAAAUAGGACACGAUGUUUUCCCUGUUGUCAGUGAUGUUGCCUAGAAUCUUCUUACAUAUGUUGAGUACAGGAGAUAACAAGUUGUUUUCAGUGAAAACAAGUCCUCCUGUUACAGUAGCAUCUCCACAGGUUUCCUGUCUAAACUCCUACGCUUGCUUUUCAUGGCUGCAAAGCUUUGGGAAGCUUAGGAAGGACUGCAGGUCUGUAUGUUCAGUCUGACAUAUGUGAAUUGUAAACAGCUGAGUUCUUGAUUAGAGUUGAUUCCUCAAAUUAUGGAAUAUUUUUCUGCUUACUCAUUUCUUUCUAUUAGUGGGAACGUUGUUACAGAAAUAGUCUAAUUUCCUUCAUGGGUCAUCUCUGCUGAAUGGAACAGGAGCUGAAAAUACUCUCUGAAACAGAACUGAGUGCAAUAUUCGUAAUUACUACUGCUCUGAACCUUCUGAGGCACAGGGAACUGUGCAUCCAGCCUUAAACAUGACUGGGCCUUCCCCAGUCUGCUGCCAUUUCUUGUUUUCAGUUCCAUGUGAUGGAGUAGCAGCUGGUGAUGUGGGAGAUGCUUUUCCUUGAGGUUGGAGUCCAGCACAAAGCACAUUUCUGGUCACUCCUUCACGCUGGUGCUUCUGUCUCCUCCCAUUGCCGGCGAUGGGGGACAGGCCAACACAAUUCAAUCCUGGCUUUUGGGGGUAGAAUGGUGAUGGUGGCCAGGGUCAGACCUUGUCAGAGAACCCCCUUUAACGUGGCACAACCAUUGCCAAUUGAAAUUCCAUACAGAGAAAGGGCUGUAGCAACUCCUAGAGCUGCCAGGAGCAUGAAAUUGCUUUAUUGAUAGAAGUGUGGUUAUGCACUCCUCCCCAUCCCUUCGGUUGUGUGAAAACAUGGGUUAGGACACGAAGAGAUUUUGGUUUUGAUUUUGUUCUGUAUUGUAUUUUUUUUUAAUGUAGGCCAGAGAUAAAUUUCGGGUUUAUUCUAUACCAUUAUCACUCUCUUUGCCCACACUUGUUGUGCUUGUGAAGUUCUUAUUAAAUACAAAUAGGGCUUUACUUUUCAUAGUUUGGUUGCUUCUUACCCCCCAAAAAACCCUGUUGAUAAUCUGGGGGCACAAGUAAGUGGCAGGAACAUGGAGGUGGUGAUGUGUGGACAGCACAGGGCUCUGGAAAUGGAUGGAGGCUGUGGCUCUGGAUGGUGCUGAACUCUUCUGAUGCUGGCAUGAACUAAAAGCAUUUUGGUUUCUGGGAAGUUCCUUGCAGGAGUUUGAGUUCUUGCCCUGAAUGGACAAGUUUUGCAUCUAAACAUGCAGAUGUUCCACGAUGUGUCAGUGUGUGGCUGACACUUGGUUUGUGACGUGGGCAGAGGUUGGUUGGGUGCUGCAAACCCAGCUGACAAGUUUCUGUCUUGGACUCUUUGAUGACAAGAUACCAGGAAAGACCCUCAGUGUGUUCUAGUGCUCUGCCAGCCCUACAAUUAACUCUGAUCUGGGGAGGGAGCAAAGAGAGACGUGCUGGCACUAGAAGAGACAAAAGUGAGACGUUGAGACAAACAUUUGAAGGCAAAUGUACUCUGGGCAACAGUCACCGAUAUUCCUACGUGUUGUGAAUAAGAGAAGUAAUUUCUACCAAACCUGGGAAUGUUAAAUGGAGUUUUACAGUAACUCAAAGACUUAAAUGUGGAAGUUUUAGGCAACAUUGAAAGGCACAUUUUAUUUCAUCCUGGACAAACCUAUGGAUAACAGAAGACUAAUGCACAAGAAGGAAUCCGAGAUAAGCAUUGAAGUAAAACCUGGACCACUUUGCUUACGUUUCUCACUCGACAUUUUAGCUGCAUAACGAUGUGCUUUGAGUAUAACAUCAGGCUUUAACCAGUACUUAAAGACAGAACAUACAUCAGUAAGAUAAUAAAAGGCUCAUUUUUAUAUUUGUUUUAGAUGUUUUAACUAGAUAAAAAUGGCUUAAGAUGACAAAUAAAAAUGUUGCUUGUAAUACAGUUUUGCCUGCUAAAUUAUCCACAUUUUGUAACCUGUUUAUUCCUUUGGAUGUAAAGCGUUUUUGCUUAGUAUUGUGAUAUUGUAUAUGUUUUGUCCCAGUUGUAUAGUAAUGUUUCAGUCCAUCAACCAGCUUUGGCUGCUGAAAUCAUACAGCUGUGAAGACUUGCCUUUGUUUCUAUUAGAUGGCUUUUCAGUUCUGUAUUAAAUAUCUUAAGUGCUAUAGAGAAGGUGUCCCCUCUUCCUAUAAGGCUGUUUUGUAAUAUAUAUAAGGACUGGAAAAGUGUUUUUAAAAGAGAAGAAGCAUUCAAGUAUGACAAUAUACUAUCUGUGUUUUCACCAUUCAAAGUGCUGUUUUAGUAGUUGAAACUUAAACUAUUUAAUAUCUCAUUUAAUAAAGUGACCAAAAUACAUCA